UCAAACCUGAGUCAUAUUUGUGCAUUAAAGAGGAUCUGGGAACAUUGAGCUAUCCCUUUAAACGUGCUGAAUCUACUUUGUGGGCAGAGGGGCGGAGACUGAACUUGAAGCGGUCCUCAACUGGAGUCAUAUUUGUGCAUUAAAGAGGAUCUGGGAACAUUAUCUUUUCUUGGACAUGGAUGAUUUUGUUCGUAACAAACUAAGUGAGUGGGGUCUCAGCACGUUGAUAGAGACUUUUAAAGAUCAAGAAAUCAAUGAGGGCCACUUUUACAAUCUUGAGGAUGAAGAGAUCAAAGAAUUGAUCCCAAAAGUUGGACCAAGGAAAACAUUCAAGCGACAAUUCAAGUUGUUAAAGAAAAAAUAUAACACAACUGCAACAAAACAGGAAACCUUGAAUUCAGCUACUCAAGUUUUGCCAUCCACCAGUGAAGCAAAUGAUACAAGAAACAUGGAUAUGGAUCCUAGAGAGGAGUCCAGCCAAUGCCAGUCACCAAGUGUUAAACGUAAACGGUACAACUCUGCAGCAGAGGAAUCCAUAAUGUGGAAAGUGAAAGACAUAAUGAAAGUCGUCCAGAUGAAACUUCAAGAUGAAGAGAAGACAGAGCUCAAUGAUUUCCUGAAGAAUAAAAUCUCUGAUUUGGAGACAAGAAAAAGGAAGCUGGUCGGUGUCUUUGGAAGAACCGGGGCUGGAAAGAGCUCUUUGAUAAAUGCCAUCGUUGGAGAGAAGAAUCUUCUGCCCUCUGGAAGUGUGUGUGCAUGCACCUCAGUCACGUUCAAAGUGGAGGCAAACAACGACAGCAAAAAGUAUGAGGCAGAAAUUGAGUUCAUUAAAAAAGAGGAUUGGAAAGAGGAGUUGUGGUUUUACAAGAAUCUUCUGGAUGAUGAUGAUGAUGAUGCUCGUGAAAAGCUGACAGCACUGUACAGAGAAGAUUGGAAAAUCAAAUCUGUUGACGAACUCAUGGACAACAAAUAUUUCAAAGAAAUUCACGAAUUCCUCACUUCGAACAAGAAAACGUUGAAAUGUGACUCCGCUGAAGAGCUAAGUGAAAAAAUUGUCAAAUACAUAAGUGCCUCAAACGAUGAGAUAGAUGCAGUGAGACAGUACUGGCCCUUAGUGGAAUGCGUGACUGUCAGGUUGCCUAACAAGGAUCUUCUCCAGCAUGUCACACUUGUGGACCUUCCAGGAAAUGGAGACCGUAACAAGAGCAGAGACAACAUGUGGAAAAAGAUGGUUGGAAGUUGUUCUACUGUGUGGAUUGUGGCUGACAUUAAUCGAGCAGUAGCAGAGAAAGAAGCUUGGGAGAUCCUGCAAAAUGCCAAUAGCCUGAUGGGAAAUGGUGGCGAGUGUCAGCGCAUUCACUUCAUCUGCACCAAGUCUGAUGAUGUUGAUGAUCAGUCAGGAGCUGCUGUCCGUGAUGUUGUGCUCAAAAGAAACCAAGUAGCCAAGCGCAAAGUGAACGCAGAAUUCAAAAAACAAUACCCACAAUGCAGCAAACAAUUCUCAUUCGAAGUGUUCACUGUGAGCCGCAAUGAGUUUAUUGAACGCAAACAUCUACAGCCAGAUGAAACUGAAAUUCCCAAACUUCGGGAUGUUCUGCAAAGUCUAAAUAACAAUCACUCAGAGGCAUUAAACUAUGUGUCUGGAGCUCGUGGGAUUCUCUCUCUGAUGCAAGGGACAAGAUGCAGGGGAGUGGCUGACAGUAAAAUGCAGGCUUUCAGCGUCCUUGAAGAAAAGAUGCGGCAUGAACUCAAAGUACUCCAAAAAGCAAUCGAUGAGAUUUACAGGACUUUUGAACGAUGCCUCACUGAGGGGGUUAAAGAAUCACAAGAUUCAUGCGAAGGACAGAUGAAGUCCAUGUUAGUUGCUGGAAAAAAGGGUAGUGCCUUCCACAAGACAUUAAAGUUUGCUGUUAUGAACAAUGGCGUCUUCAAAGCAAAGAAUGGAAGGAAAAAGAACAUCAACAUGACUUUAAGUUCAAAACUGACUGGCAGCAUUGAUGAGGAAUUCAGGAUGACCUUCCCAAAUGAAGAUAAAAGUGGACCACUCAAGGACGCCAUUGAUUCGUUUUCACUGGACACAGAGGGGACGAUUAAAACCUACAAAGAUGUUGAUCUGCAACUGCAUUUUCUCAAGACAGAGGAGGACAAACUCAAGACAAAACUCCAAAAAAUCAUCCGGGAGGAUAAGAAAACAGUCUACAGCAGUCUGACAGCGACAAUCGAGGAAAACAUGCAGAAAUGCUAUACAGACGCAGCAACGAUUACAGGAACCGGCUCCCUGGAAAACAUGAGGCGCACCAUUAAGGACCAUGUACAUGAUAAAAAGGACACCAUGUUUCAGAUGGCGAAAGAAAACAUGCUGAAGCAACUAAAUAAGUUGAGGGAGAAAAUCUUGGAAACGCUGGAGGAAACCCUGAUGGAAUCAAUCGAGCUGUCACUCUGGACAGAUGACUGCUCAUUCCCAGAUGUUUCAGUAGAGCUUGACAUGGUGGAGACAUUCUACAGUCAACUGGAAGCCAACCCAAAUCCAAACUGAGUUUUCAAACAGAUGUUCCUUACUGUCAAUGACAAACAAUGACAACACGUUACAAGAAUAACACAACAAAAAUACACAUUACACAACUAUAAUACACAUUUUCAUCAAGAUAUUAUCCUUGUUCUCUUUGAGUGUACUUUGACUUUGUUUUUUGUACAUUACAUGCAGCGAUUUUAAUGUUUUUUUUGGCAUCGGGCGUUUUCAUCAUGAACUGAUCAUAGUCUAAAGGAAGGUGGCUGACAUGCAGAGGUCCACAGUCUCGUUCAAACCAGGAACAUUGUGGUGAAAAUGCUACAGAUCUUUGCCACUGGGCCCCAAUGGCUUUGUCCUUUCAGUGAUAAUACGUUUUCAUGUUUUUCUGUCAAUGAUUUUAUUUAGUUUCUUUUGUAUUGCUUGAUUGGCACAUGAGUGCUCCUGAUUUUAAGGAUGUUUAACGUGAAUCUUAGAUCUUGAAUACCAGUUUUAAUUAUAGGCUGGAUUAGACAUAAACUCUUAGCUUUUCGAGUAAUGAUCUCAUAUGACUUUGUUUUAUUCUACUUUUUAUCUUUUUUUGAUCUUACUAAAUAUAUUGGAUAAAUGAUUAUUGGUGUGUUCUGGAAGGCAGAAAAGGAAGUGUGAAAAAUGUCACCUGCAGUGAGCGAGACUUCACUUAUUUCAGCUUAAGCUUUGUUCUUGUGUUACUGGCUGGACACCAAAAAUCUGUUGGCUUAUGCGACAUUAACAUUGUCAUUAUAUAUCGAUUAAAAUGUUAUUGAAUUUAAAUGUUUUCUGUCUUCAGGCCGAACAUUCUCAGUACAGGAAAGUUGGAGGGAUAGAGGUUGUGCAGGUUAUCAAACGCAGGAAUGAUUCAUGCAAGAAAACAGAACAUGCAGACACAUGGAUGGUCUAUAAAUGGGGAUGAAAAUGUUUUUAUUACUUAAAAUAAACAAAUGAUCAAACUGA
Molecule: messenger RNA, 3478 nt
Organism: Hippoglossus stenolepis (Pacific halibut)
Lineage: Eukaryota; Metazoa; Chordata; Actinopteri; Pleuronectiformes; Pleuronectidae
Product: nuclear GTPase SLIP-GC
Exons: 22
Coding region: 176-2536 (786 amino acids)
Molecular function (GO): GTPase activity
Source: RefSeq, a predicted model, not a curated record